CUUCUGCCUUUACCAGGGCCAAAAUACGUCACCAAACUGCGACAUACUGAGGAACUAGCGCCACAUUUUCGAUGCGCCAAAUUAUAUUGGCAUUUUCAGCGUUUAGGCUCAUCGCCAUCAUUUAACAUAUCUGGGGCGUACAUUGGCGUUAAAGUACUAUGAGUCUAUUUGGAACAACCUCCGGGUUUGGAGCAGGAGGGACAGGUGUCUUUGGAAAUGCAACAACAGACAGCCACAAUCCCAUGAAGGAUGUUGAAGUGACUUCACCUCCAGAUGACAGCAUCAGUUGUCUGGCUUUCAGUCCUCCCACCAUGCCAGGGAACUUCCUUAUUGGAGGAUCCUGGGCCAACGAUGUCCGGUGCUGGGAGGUUCAGGACAAUGGACAGACUGUCCCAAAAGCCCAACAGAUGCAUACAGGUCCAGUUCUGGAUGCAUGCUGGAGCGACGACGGGAGUAAAGUCUUCACGGCUUCCUGUGACAAAACAGCCAAGAUGUGGGAUCUUAACAGCAAUCAAGCAAUGCAGAUUGCACAGCAUGAGGGCCCGAUCAAAUCAAUCCACUGGAUAAAAGCCCCGAACUACAGCUGCAUCAUGACUGGCAGUUGGGACAAAACACUGAAGUUCUGGGACACCCGCUCUCCCAAUCCCAUGAUGUCUCUGCAGAUGCCGGAGAGAAGCUACUGUGCAGAUGUUGUGUACCCCAUGGCGGUGGUGGCCACAGCUGAUAGAGGCCUGAUAGUUUACCAACUGGAGAACCAACCCUCUGAGUUUCGCAGAAUAGACUCACCUCUCAAACAUCAGCACCGCUGUGUUGCCAUAUUCAAGGACAAGCAGAACAAGCCCACAGGCUUUGCACUGGGUAGCAUUGAGGGCCGAGUGGCCAUCCACUACAUCAACCCUCCAAACCCAGCCAAAGACAACUUCACCUUUAAGUGCCACAGGUCGAAUGGAACCAACACCACCACUCCACAGGACAUCUAUGCUGUCAAUGCCAUCUCCUUCCAUCCUGUCCACGGCACUCUGGCGACUGUGGGCUCAGACGGGCGCUUCAGCUUCUGGGACAAAGACGCCCGCACCAAGCUGAAGACCUCGGAGCAGCUGGACCAGCCCAUCACUGCCUGCGCCUUCAACAGCAAUGGCAACAUCUUUGCAUACGCCUCCAGUUACGACUGGUCGAAGGGACAUGAGUACUACAACCCCCAGAAAAAGAACUACAUCUUCUUGAGGAACGCUGCCGAGGAGCUGAAGCCUCGGAACAAGAAAUGAUUCAUCGUGCCAAGUCGCAUCUCUUGUGGGGAAAUGCGGAAGACCUGCUGCUUUAGUGUGUGUAAACGCUCGAGGCAGACUCCCUCCUUUCACCUGGACCAAUGGCGUGGUGCUGCGUACUGUGCAUGGACCAAUCAGAGGGGCCUACCCAACCUGGCGUUGAUGAUCUCUGCGUGACAAUUGGUCGUAGAGGUCAUCAAAGAAGGGGGGGGGGGUUUAUUUGUCACUUAUGUUGAUGUUCCGUUUUUUUUUUUGUGUCUAGCUCCGAUUUUUUUACAACUUUCCAAAGACUUUUCAUUCUCUUCUGAUUUGCUGUUACUUCGUCGUUAAGCUCCGUGAAGGAAACUGGGAUGUAAAAUUAUUUAGUGCGUACUAUACAUUUUGAACAUGUUUAUUCCAACCUGAAGGGAGGAGGUUAAAUUCCUGUAUAAAUGUUUUUUGGGGAUUCACAGACCUGUAUUGUGCAUGCGAAACCAUGAACCACUAUCUCAUGUUUCAGCUGUAAAUCUGUUCAUCACGCGGUUCUCUAACACUGGAAUUAUCACAACUUAAAAAUGAUAAACGUUGGACAACAUCUGUAUCACACACUUCUCCUGUCUGCUUGUUUUAACCUAAAUUAACCAGCAGGUGGAGCUUUUUCUCCUUUCAUUGUCUCAACUGCAGCAGUUACCUGUGGAAGAGUCAAAGAGCUGAGGUCAGAGAGCUAAGCAGGACAAAUGAGAUCAAAGCAUGACACGGGGCUUCUUCAUCCAGGUUAAACCUCUUUGACAGGGAUACACAGCUGGAAAUAAGGGGAUUUAUCAAGAGGAUAUGAAUGAGGCAGCACGGGCAGGCACAAAGGCCAUGUGUGAAAAGUGAACUAGUUCAUAGAGGAGAAGGUGUGAAUUAAAUGCCUUUUUAUUGCGGUCAUUAGAGUAUCACCUCACUGUUAGCCUGACCGUUAGUACUUAGCAGUGGAACUUGAAGGCUUCGAGGGCGGGAAGAUUUGCUGCUGCCACAGUUCACCGGCUCCUUUAAGCUUUCAUGGGGUCACACUAGUAGCGCUCCUCUAGACCCCUGUCUCCUGUACUGUUUCAACAUGCUGUACUGAGUUUAUUUUAUCUAAUUCAUUCCUCUAACUUGAAUGAUCAUGAAUUAACCUGAAUUACUGUCUCGCAAAAUCACAGGAAAGUAAUAUUUAUUUGUACAUUUAGGUAAGCUAACUGUUGGAUUGACCUGUUGCUUUUCUCCCUCUGACCUGCACAGAGGUUAUCAGUGUUUGUGAGUAACAUGUAGAGACGCGUAGAAAGCAUUACUGACAGUGGAAGUAUAAGCUCAAGUGCACCCUUGACCUUUUUUUUUGUUUUUGCAAAAUAUGCCAAUCAUUUGCUUUUAUGAUGGGCUGAUAAAAGGUGGCCUGUUGUGGCAGGCCCAAUUAAAUGUGCCAUAUUGUA
Molecule: messenger RNA, 2698 nt
Organism: Trematomus bernacchii (emerald rockcod)
Lineage: Eukaryota; Metazoa; Chordata; Actinopteri; Perciformes; Nototheniidae
Gene: rae1
Product: ribonucleic acid export 1
Exons: 13
Coding region: 159-1265 (368 amino acids)
Biological process (GO): RNA export from nucleus; transcription-dependent tethering of RNA polymerase II gene DNA at nuclear periphery
Cellular component (GO): nuclear pore
Molecular function (GO): RNA binding; ubiquitin binding
Source: RefSeq, a predicted model, not a curated record